CGUUGACAGACAAACGUUUAUAAGUUUGCAGCCGGUUUUUUUUUUAUACGAAAUAGUAGUAAAAAUAGCAUAAUUUUUUGUACUUUCAUAAUUUUCAGUAAUUUCGUAUUUACCUUUAGUGUGAGAAAUAAGUGAUUUGAUAAAUAUUUGCAAUAAAAAUCACCCAGAAGAAAAAUGGUGGUCCGACAAUAUAACGAUGAGCUGAAGUACUUGGAGAAAAUCAACGAUCAUUGUUGGAGAAUUAAGAAGGGCUUCCAGCCAAACAUGAAGGUGGAAGGUGUAUUUUACGUCAACAAAACGUUAGAGAAGUUGAUGCUCGAUGAAUUGCGGAAUUCAUGUAGACCAGGAGCUAUUGGUGGAUUUUUACCUGGUGUAAAGCAAAUUGCAAAUGUUGCUGCUUUGCCAGGUAUCGUGGGAAGGUCCGUGGGACUUCCUGACGUUCAUUCUGGAUAUGGAUUUGCCAUUGGAAACAUGGCCGCUUUCGAUAUGAAUGAUCCAAAAUCUGUAGUAUCGCCAGGGGGCGUAGGUUUCGAUAUCAACUGUGGUGUUCGUCUUCUGCGGACAAAUUUGUUCGAAAAAGAUGUGCUGCCAGUGAAGGAGCAAUUGGCACAAAGUAUGUUUGACCACAUCCCAGUCGGCGUUGGCUCCAAGGGAAUUAUCCCAAUGAAUGCUCGUGAUCUGGAGGAAGCGCUAGAAAUGGGCAUGGACUGGUCUUUGCGAGAAGGGUAUAUUUGGGCCGAGGAUAAAGAACAUUGUGAAGAGUAUGGCCGAAUGCUUAAUGCAGAUCCGUCGAAAGUUUCGAUGCGAGCAAAGAAACGUGGACUUCCUCAAGUACAUGCGCUCGUUCAAAUGGAAAAAGCCAUGAAGCGAGACAACAUUGAAGUGAAUGAUAGGCAACUCGCAUGUGCUCAUAUCCACUCUCAGGAAGGCCAAGAUUACCUGAAGUCGAUGGCCGCUGCUGCUAAUUUUGCCUGGGUUAAUCGGAGUUCUAUGACUUUCCUUUGUCGACAGGCAUUCGCAAAACAAUUUCACAGUUCUCCAGAUGAUUUGGAUAUGCACGUAAUUUACGAUGUUUCUCAUAACAUUGCCAAAGUCGAGGAACAUAUUGUAGAUGGCAAACAGAAAACGCUUCUUGUUCAUCGAAAGGGAUCAACACGAGCCUUUCCUCCCCAUCAUCCACUUAUUCCAGUGGAUUAUCAAUUAACUGGACAACCGGUUUUGAUUGGCGGAACUAUGGGAACUUGCAGUUAUGUAUUGACGGGCACAGAAACAGGAAUGAAGGAGACCUUCGGUUCAACUUGUCAUGGAGCGGGAAGAGCACUCUCGAGAGCGAAGUCACGACGCAACAUUGAUUAUACGGAAGUUUUAUAUAAAUUGGAAGCACAAGGAAUUUCCAUUCGGGUAGCCUCUCCAAAGUUAGUUAUGGAGGAAUCUCCAGAAUCUUAUAAAAAUGUAACAGACGUUGUGGACACUUGUCACGCGGCUGGUAUUUCGAAAAAGUGUAUCAAGCUGAGACCCAUUGCGGUUAUUAAAGGCUAAUUUUUCAAACAUAA
Molecule: messenger RNA, 1553 nt
Organism: Belonocnema kinseyi
Lineage: Eukaryota; Metazoa; Arthropoda; Insecta; Hymenoptera; Cynipidae
Gene: RtcB
Product: tRNA-splicing ligase RtcB homolog
Exons: 10
Coding region: 175-1539 (454 amino acids)
Biological process (GO): RNA processing
Cellular component (GO): nucleus; tRNA-splicing ligase complex
Molecular function (GO): RNA ligase (ATP) activity
Source: RefSeq, a predicted model, not a curated record